Enterospora canceri is the source of this 288-nucleotide messenger RNA. The record is from the annotation of a GenBank genome assembly. NCBI's taxonomy places the organism in Eukaryota, Fungi, Microsporidia, Enterocytozoonidae.
AUGACUUCCUUGGUUGUCUCACUGCUUUUAACUAUCAGACAACUGUUCAGUAUGUCAUAUGUUCGUGCCUUUCCUAUCUUUCUAUUCAGAUAUUCAAAUAUUUUACAAACAACCUCAUUUUUGAAAGAAAAAUCCUCUCGUUUUCUUUCAGCAGCUGACAUAUUGUUAAGCAACAAUGCAAAUAGUUGGCUUUCUGUUUCUUCAUUCGUAUAUAAUUCGUAUUCAGCUAGUGAAUCAUCCAAUAUUUCGUACAAACUAAUGAUUCUUUGUGUUGUGGACAUAUUUUAG